Polyodon spathula (Mississippi paddlefish) is the source of this 1052-nucleotide messenger RNA. It is a transcript of the gene nsmce2, whose product is annotated as NSE2 (MMS21) homolog, SMC5-SMC6 complex SUMO ligase. The transcript has 7 exons. Gene Ontology annotation, biological process: protein sumoylation; double-strand break repair via homologous recombination. NCBI's taxonomy places the organism in Eukaryota, Metazoa, Chordata, Actinopteri, Acipenseriformes, Polyodontidae. The record is from RefSeq and is a predicted model, not a curated record. Gene Ontology annotation, cellular component: nucleus; Smc5-Smc6 complex. Gene Ontology annotation, molecular function: zinc ion binding; SUMO ligase activity. Bases 102 to 821 code for a protein of 239 amino acids.
AAGAAGGAAAAGAAAAGACUCCAACUUCCAUAGAGCAUAAAUACGGAAACGCAGUUUACCCUAUUUCAGUGAUUGACCGGGUUCCUCUUCCUGUCAGUAGUAUGUCGGGCAUGGUGGUUUCUUUUAGUGCUGUAAACUCAUCUUUGUCGUCUCUGAAAAUGUGCCAGACCUAUAUCAGUACAGGGAUGGAAAUAGUGACCAACGUGGCCCUUGAUUUGACAGAAACAGAAGGUGACCUGGACGAUGUGAACACACUGGAGCAAGUGAUGUUAGAGUAUGCAGUAAUAGACAGAGAAGUAAACCACUUCAUACAAGCUGUCGAACAAGUGACACAUCAGAUAAAACAUGAAGAUCCAGAGAAAAUAUCUGAAUUAAAGGCACUGGUUCAAGAAAAGUUCACUGGACUUCAAAACACUGCCCAGGACUCAGACCUGCGACGCAAUGAGAAGUAUAUCCAGUUUAAAGAAAACCUGCAAGAAGCAAAGAAACAAGCUGGACUCCAGUCACCAGAGAGCAAUGAGGAAGAGGAUGAGAUGGAUGAUGACGUUGCUGUGACUCAGAGCCAGAGGAACACUGUUUGUCCCAUUACCCAGCUGGAGAUGGUCUGUCCUAUGAAGAACAAAAAAUGCAAUCACUCCUAUGACGAGCAGGCCAUUCUUGGACUGAUAAAGAGCAGACACAAUCAGAGAAAGAAAGCCCGUUGCCCUGUGGUUGGAUGUGACAACACAGACAUAAAGCACUCAGACCUGGUACCAGAUACAACUUUGAAGAGGGCUAUUGAGGGACGAAAGAAACAGGGAUCCAACCGACUGACCAUGUGAAAGACAUUUAAUGGUGGAGUCUGGAGAAGAAUUUGUUUUGCUUGGAAACAUUCUUUACAUGUGUUUUUUCUGUUUAUAUAUAUAUAUAUAAAAUAUUAAUUGCAUUUUUUUAUAAUUAAGAAUACAGUAAUUCCAGUUCAAGGUGUUGUUAUUUUCACCCCAUUUAAGAAAUAUAUGUCCAGUAUGUAAUGGAAAAUUUGUGUCUGGAUAAAAAAAAAAAAUGAAAUAACA